AUGCGCGAGCUCGUUCACAUUCAGGCCGGCCAGUGCGGUAACCAAAUCGGUGCUAAGUUCUGGGAAGUAAUCUCCGACGAGCACGGUAUCGACCCUACUGGUACCUAUCAUGGUGACUCUGACCUCCAGCUGGAGCGCAUUAAUGUGUACUACAACGAAGCCACCGGUGGACGAUAUGUUCCUCGCGCUGUAUUGAUGGACCUCGAGCCUGGCACUAUGGACUCGGUUCGCGCUGGUCCGUUCGGCCAACUCUUCCGCCCCGAUAACUUCGUGUUCGGACAGAGCGGAGCCGGCAACAACUGGGCGAAGGGUCACUACACGGAGGGUGCUGAAUUAAUUGAUUCCGUCCUUGAUGUCGUCCGUAAGGAGGCUGAAGGAUGCGAUUGUUUGCAGGGUUUCCAAAUCUGCCAUUCUAUGGGUGGUGGUACCGGAUCUGGUAUGGGAACUCUCUUGAUCUCCAAGAUUCGUGAAGAGUACCCUGAUCGGAUCAUGGAGACGUUCUCCGUGUUCCCCUCCCCUAAAGUGUCCGACACUGUCGUGGAGCCUUACAAUGCUACCUUGUCAGUACAUCAACUUGUUGAGAACGCUGAUGAGGUUAUGGUACUCGACAAUGAGGCCCUCUAUGACAUUUGCUUCAGGACUUUGAAACUCACAACGCCUACUUACGGUGAUCUCAACCAUUUGGUAUCUGCUGCUAUGUCUGGUGUCACUACUUGCUUGCGAUUCCCCGGUCAGCUCAAUGCCGAUCUCCGUAAGCUUGCGGUCAACAUGAUCCCAUUCCCCCGAUUACACUUCUUCAUGACGGGCUUCGCCCCCCUCACCUCUCGCGGCUCUCAGCAAUAUCGCGCCCUCACCGUGCCCGAAUUGACUCAGCAGAUGUUUGAUGCUAAGAACAUGAUGUGUGCAUCCGAUCCUAGACAUGGACGAUAUCUGACCGCAACCGCUCUCUUCCGUGGCCGAAUGUCGACUAAAGAGGUCGACGAGCAAAUGCUGAAUGUCCAGAACAAGAACUCAAGCUACUUUGUCGAGUGGAUCCCCAACAACAUCAAGAGUGGUGUCUGCGAUAUCCCACCCAAGGGUCUCAAGAUGGCUGUGACCUUCUUGGGUAACUCCACUGCCAUCCAGGAGAUGUUCAAGCGGGUGGCUGAACAAUUCACUGCAAUGUUCCGAAGGAAGGCUUUCCUCCACUGGUACACUGGUGAGGGCAUGGAUGAGAUGGAGUUCACCGAGGCCGAAUCCAAUAUGAACGAUUUGGUUUCUGAGUAUCAACAAUACCAGGAUGCCACCGCUGAGGAAGAAGGUGAAUUUGAUGAGGAGGAAGGCGAGUAUGAUAUGGAACCCAUGUAA
Perkinsus marinus ATCC 50983 is the source of this 1347-nucleotide messenger RNA. RefSeq names its product beta-tubulin, putative. Gene Ontology annotation, cellular component: cytoplasm; microtubule. The record is from RefSeq and is a predicted model, not a curated record. Gene Ontology annotation, molecular function: structural constituent of cytoskeleton; GTP binding; GTPase activity. The coding region runs from base 1 to 1347 and encodes 448 amino acids. The transcript has a single exon. Lineage: Eukaryota; Perkinsozoa; Perkinsida; Perkinsidae. Gene Ontology annotation, biological process: microtubule cytoskeleton organization; mitotic cell cycle.